Silurus meridionalis is the source of this 1662-nucleotide messenger RNA. RefSeq lists its product as uncharacterized. NCBI's taxonomy places the organism in Eukaryota, Metazoa, Chordata, Actinopteri, Siluriformes, Siluridae. Bases 707 to 1552 code for a protein of 281 amino acids. The record is from RefSeq and is a predicted model, not a curated record. The transcript has 5 exons.
CUUGACAGUCCAAACAACCAUGUCAGAUUGAUGUUUGUUGAUUUUUCAUCUGCCUUCAACACUAUUCAGCCUCAUCUACUAAUUCAGAGACUAAGGGAUAACUUUGGUCUAGAAAGUAGUAUUGUUGGCUGGAUCUUGGACUUUCUUACAGGCAGAACGCAAAGAGUCAGAGUAAAUGGCAAAUUUUCUGAUCUAUCUGUAACAUCUACUGGUUCACCACAAGGGUGCGUUCUUUUUUUGCUUUUCCCCUGUACCUGCAAAAACGGCUGGCUGGUAGGCAAAUCACUUUUUUUUUUUAUAGAUGUGACCUGCAAAUAUUGGCCUUACCUCCAAAGAAUUGCAAACAGCUGCCCAGAGCUCUAGCACCUUCUUAACAAGAAGCCCUUUCUUUCAGUAUUCCAUGCCAAAGCCCAUGAUUUUAAGUGCGAAGUAGGUGAACUUUGCUAUGAGAUUAAUAAAAUCUGCAAAUAAAUAUCAAAACUUUCUCAGCAUUAUAUUAUUAUUUUUCAUUCCUAAUCAGGUGAAAUGGAGUGGAGCAUAUCAGGAUGGGGCUGGUUUAACACUAGGAGAGGAGGUGGAACAGUGCAAUGCUUUCCUCUCCAGGAUUGCAGUGACCACAAAACACAUGUCUAAAGCAGUCUUCUACUGCACUUGUCACAUCAUUACAGGGGGAAUAUGGUAACAUGAUAUUUUCUGUGUUUGCAGGAUGCACAGACAUGCUGACUCUCAUGGCCAUGCGCUGGAAUCAACAAAGCUCAACAACUUGGCCACCGCACUGAGCCGCCGAUAUCAGAAGACCAUGAAAGCUCUGCAAAGCCAGUUGCAAAACCUAGAGUCCAUGAAAGUCGACCUGACAGUGACAGAGAGCCAAUUGGAAGACUGGGUUAAUGAUGUAAAGGAGUGGGCAGACGCAACAACAACAACCACCACAAAUGAUGUUGAUGCUUUGGCCAGCAGAAUUGAGGUGCUGGUGGCGAGUAUCAAGAGGCAUUCCCAGCGUCUCUAUAAAGAUAUAGAUGGCAACAAAGGUCGUGCCAGGAUCCGCCGCAAGAUCAGGGAAGAGAAGGGGAUCCUGACAUCAGUUGUGGAGAAAUACAACAUAAUGGUUCCAAAAACAGAAACUCUGUGCUUGGAAACCAUUUUGUCUGGUGAGACAGCUUGGCCAUGGCAGCUACCACACAGUGACACUGUUGAUUUAAGGACAAAAAGAAAGGCAUUCGACGACAUCAUGUCACUAAGGCGACUUCAGGAGGAGCAGAAAAUUGUUGUUGCAGAGAUGAAUCAACAUUGGAAAUAUCUUUCAACUCGUGCUGAGACCCUCCGAGAACUGUCCUGCUUGUUUGCCAGUGAGAGUCUGAAAAAUUCACAAUGUGGCCUAAGUGAAGAAGGUUUGAAAGGUCUGCAGAGCAUCAUCCACAGAAAGCAAUGUAAAAUCAGAGAUAUGAGGGUACAAGCAAGAGACUGUUACCUGCAUGUUUUGUCUGGAGCAGAGAACAUCAACUUUUUAAACAAACUGUCAGCUGAUGACUAUGACAGUGAAAGUGACUUUUAAAAUUCUGAUGAUGAACUGUAAUGUAAAAACCUUUUUUUUCUUGACAGUGAACCAGUGACCUUAACCCUGAAUCUAAAGUGUGUAAUAAAAUCUGCUUUUUUGUAAUUUUA